UUGAUGGCUUCAAGAGGUAUUCCGCAGGAUACGGGCGCUCUAAUGUCAGCAGUGCUGGAAGGCAUUUUAUAUGGCUUUUCAGUACUCAUGUUUAUAGGUACCAUCUGGGCUUUGGCCUACAAAAAGCGCAUGCAGAACGUCAGUCGCCCAAUCACCGUGGUGGCCAUCCUGCUGUUGGUAGUGAGUACCGUGCAUAUGGUCGUGACCAUAAUUCGUGUCGAAGAUGGACUGGUGAAAUAUCGCGACACGUACCCAGGCGGGCCAGCAGCAUAUUUUGCAGACCUUACGCAACAAACGUAUGUGAUCAAGCAUGCGUUAUACAUCUUGCAAACCCUACUUGCUGAUGGCGUAUUGACAUAUCGCUGCUAUGUUGUUUGGCAAUCUGUCCGGGUUAUCAUCCUACCAACGCUGCUAUGGUGUAGUGUCGCAGUGACUGGAAUUCAUGCGGUCUAUAGCGUUUCCCAAGCCAGUAGUAAUCCCUUAGACGUCUUCGCCCCAGAUCUUACGAAGUGGAUCACGGCAUUCUUUGCCUCGACUAUCACAACUAACUUGUUGACUUCAGGAUUACUGGCAUAUCGCAUCUGGAUGAUCGAACGUAAUGUCUACAAAGCGCGUGCUACAAUAGGUCCCAUGAUGCCAAUAGUGCGCAUGCUUGUGGAUGCCGCUGUUUUGUACUCUGUGGUGCUCUUCAGUCUCUUAAUCUGUUUCGUCUGCUCGAACAACGGAGAGUCUGUUUUGACGGACUUGGUCGUGCCGAUCAUAUCGAUUACCUUCUACAUGGUGCUUAUCCGCAUCGCAAUCAACAGAAAAAAUCACGAUCACCUGUCGACAAUCUCGGCUCUCCAUAGAGGGACUACCGAAGGCAGGGAACAGGAAAACUUGCAGCAAUACCCUAUGAAGCCCUUGCAAGUCCAUAUAUCCCAAUUUACGCAGGACGACAGUACAUCAGCUUACAGAGUAGGGAAUGAAGACCGACAACCAUCGAGAUACAAGGCGUAGGAUAUGUAAAGGACACCUUGAAUGCUAUUGACUUCGCGUGUUUCUAAUUUCACAUGUCUUCGUGUUCUAUUGUAGAUAUCGCACCUGUGGGUUCCCAUGACACGUCUGGGACUACAUGAUGGAGAGAGUCGGGAUCGUUGAGAGCAGGGUUAUACGUACACAUAUAGAUCAUCUUCGCACCCAAUGA
Suillus clintonianus is the source of this 1186-nucleotide messenger RNA. RefSeq lists its product as uncharacterized. The transcript is spliced from 7 exons. The record is from RefSeq and is a predicted model, not a curated record. Lineage: Eukaryota; Fungi; Basidiomycota; Agaricomycetes; Boletales; Suillaceae. The coding region runs from base 4 to 999 and encodes 331 amino acids.